CAUAUUUGAGACAUCCCAACCGUUAAACCCCAGGCUAAAACCCUACUCUUUGACUCCGUCGGAAUCUGUCUUUCAAGUCCUUGAAUUUGAUAUUCUUCAAAUAUUUUUUGCUGUAUAAAAUAAAAAUUCCAUCUCAGUCAUGUAUCGAAGAGCUUCAAAUUUAGCUUCAUUUAUCAGUUCUUCGACUUCGAAAAAACUGGUCUAUGGUAGGGUAAUUUGCAAUAGGAAUUAUGUGGCUAAGGAUAUCAAUUUUGGGGUUGCGGCACGUGCAGCUAUGCUGCAGGGUGUUUCUGAGGUUGCAGAAGCUGUAAAAGUCACGAUGGGACCAAAGGGUCGCAAUGUAAUUAUUGAGAAAAACCCAGGCUAUCCCAAAGUCACAAAGGAUGGUGUUACUGUUGCCAAAAGCAUCAAAUUCAAGAAUAAGGCUAAAAAUGUUGGCGCAGAUCUUGUAAAGCAGGUUGCAAAUGCCACAAAUAAAGUUGCUGGUGAUGGUACAACUUGUGCAACUGUCCUGACUCAGGCAAUUCUUUUGGAAGGCUGCAAGUCAGUGGCUGCUGGUGUAAAUGUGAUGGACUUGCGAAGCGGAAUUAAUAUGGCAGUUGAUGCUGUCAUAUCUGACUUGAAAAGCAGGGCAAUAAUGAUAAGCACACCAGAAGAGAUUACACAGGUUUGUUGA
This is a messenger RNA of Theobroma umbraticum, 676 nucleotides long. It is a transcript of the gene HSP60-3A, whose product is annotated as heat shock protein 60-3A. The record is from RefSeq and is a predicted model, not a curated record. NCBI's taxonomy places the organism in Eukaryota, Viridiplantae, Streptophyta, Magnoliopsida, Malvales, Malvaceae. Gene Ontology annotation, biological process: protein refolding. Gene Ontology annotation, molecular function: ATP binding; ATP-dependent protein folding chaperone.